Andrographis paniculata is the source of this 1396-nucleotide messenger RNA. RefSeq names its product protein WALLS ARE THIN 1-like. NCBI's taxonomy places the organism in Eukaryota, Viridiplantae, Streptophyta, Magnoliopsida, Lamiales, Acanthaceae. The record is from RefSeq and is a predicted model, not a curated record. Gene Ontology annotation, cellular component: plasma membrane. Gene Ontology annotation, molecular function: transmembrane transporter activity. The transcript is spliced from 6 exons. Bases 87 to 1244 code for a protein of 385 amino acids.
CUCCCAAACAUUGCACAAUCAUCGAUACACCAUCACUUAGUUAAUUCCUCAAAUUCAAUUUAUCCAUCCUUCCAUCCGACCCAUCAAUGGCGGAUGCCGGCGGUGGCUCUGCGGCGGCGGGGGGAGGCAAGAUGAAGAUGAUCCCAGAGAAGUUUCAGCUGCACUUGGCUAUGCUGGCCUUGCAAUUCGGCUACGCAGGCUUCCACGUCAUCUCCAGGACUGCCCUCAACAUGGGCAUCAGCAAGAUUGUCUUCCCUGUCUACAGAAACAUUCUUGCCUUCGUUCUUCUCGCCCCCUUCGCCUUCUUCCUUGAAAAGAAAGAAAGACCUUCUCUCACUUGGAACUUCCUCAUCCAAUUCUUCCUGCUUGCAGUCGUCGGGAUUACUGCAAACCAAGGAUUCUACCUGUUGGGAUUGGACAACACUUCCCCAACUUUCGCUUCUGCAAUACAAAACUCAGUUCCUGCCAUUACAUUCCUCAUGGCACUCAUUCUCAGGCUGGAAAGGGUGAGGCUGGACCGGAGGGACGGGAUCUCGAAGGUCGCGGGGACACUUUUCUGCGUGGUGGGGGCGUCCGUCAUCACGCUGUAUAAAGGACCAACUAUCUACAGCCCGGAGCCGCCGCUGCGAAUUCCGGCGGCGGCGGUGGUGGGAAAGCUGGGAGAUGCCAAGGGGAAGAACUGGACCUUGGGGUGCAUAUACUUGAUCGGGCACUGUCUUUCGUGGUCCAGCUGGCUCGUGCUCCAGGCCCCGGUUCUUAAGAAGUACCCGGCCCGGCUUUCCGUGACUUCUUACCAGUGCUUCUUCGGGGUCCUUCAGUUUUUACUCAUCGCGGCUUUCCUGGAGCGGGACUCCCAGGCCUGGCUCAUCCACUCUGGUACCGAGCUGUUCAGCGUUUUCUACGCUGGAAUAGUGGCAUCUGGGAUUGCAUUCGCUGUACAGAUAUGGUGCAUUGACAGAGGUGGCCCUGUGUUCGUUGCUGUGUACCAGCCUGUCCAGACACUUGUUGUCGCCAUUACCGCUUCUGUUUUCCUUGGAGAGGAGUUCUACCUCGGAGGGAUCAUCGGCGCCGCGCUGAUCAUAGCAGGGUUGUACCUUGUGCUUUGGGGGAAGAACCAGGAAGGCAAACGGACGGCGUCGGAGAAGGCGCUGAUGAUCCAGUCCUCCGCGGACCACUGCGCCGCGGCGCAGAUCAAGCCGUCCAUCUCCCAGCCACUUCUAUCUCAGUCAAAUGAAAUUGUUUGACCAAUAAGAUGUUUGACUUUGACUGAAUAUGUUGUCCUCUAUUAUUGUUAUUAUUGAAAUAUAUAUACAGUAGAGGAAUCUUAGCUAUGGUUAUAUUGAAUGGCUUGGAGUGUUUAUGAUAUAUAUAUAUAUAUAUAUUUCUUUGUUUUUCA